AUGGCCGAGAAAUCGAAGAUGCCGGCAAUCGGCUCUCCUUUAUACAUGUACCCGUCCGAUAGCAAGGGAACUCCGUUAACGCAAAUAAUUCUCACCGGUAAGAAUUACUCGACAUGGGCCAAAGCCGUGAGACGUGCACUGGAUGCGAAGAACAAGGCGGGAUUCGUAGAUGGCGUUGUCCAUGCGGCUGAUGCUCGGGCCAUGUGGCAUGAGUUAAAGGAGCGGUUCUCGCAAGGUAAUGUUCCUCGCAUCCACCAAUUGAAGGACGAGCUUGCCGACUACACUGACACAGUCACUUGCACGUGUGCCGGGUGCACUUGUGACGUAGCAAAAUGGCUCGCAGCCGAACGAGAAAUAGAGAUGCUGCACCAAUUCCUUAUGGGACUUAAUACCGAGUCCUAUGGUGCGAUUCGUUCUCACAUUCUCAGUAUGGAGCAACUUCCCUCCAUCAACAAGACAUAUUCUCUUAUGAUUCAAGAAGAACGCCAACGAUCUGUCCUACGAGACCAGGAGACGCCCAAGGACCAUGCCAUCGCGCUUGCUGCUGGAGGAAAAGGAAGUGUGCCUCGCUACAUCUGUGAUCAUUGUGGAAAAACGGGGCACUCGAAAUCCCGUUGCUAUGAGCUGAUUGGAUACCCGAAAAAUUGA
This is a messenger RNA of Striga hermonthica, 648 nucleotides long. NCBI's taxonomy places the organism in Eukaryota, Viridiplantae, Streptophyta, Magnoliopsida, Lamiales, Orobanchaceae. The record is from the annotation of a GenBank genome assembly.